This is a messenger RNA of Homalodisca vitripennis (glassy-winged sharpshooter), 543 nucleotides long. Its product is annotated as longitudinals lacking protein, isoforms A/B/D/L-like. Bases 1 to 303 code for a protein of 100 amino acids. The record is from RefSeq and is a predicted model, not a curated record. The transcript is spliced from 2 exons. NCBI's taxonomy places the organism in Eukaryota, Metazoa, Arthropoda, Insecta, Hemiptera, Cicadellidae.
AUGAAGACGCACUUGGCCUUGAAGCACUCUGAAAAUAAAAAUAAUAAUUUGUAUUCUAAAACUUUAUUCUGUGCAGGUCACGAAAGUAGAUUGAACGCGGAUAGAGAAUCAAAGUUUUCCUGCAAGGAUUGCGGCAAGACCUACACUCACAAGCGCUCUCUGUGGCUCCACGGCAAAUACGAGUGCGGCAAACCGCCCCAGUUCCUCUGUCCCUUCUGUCCGUACAAAGCCAAGCUUAAGGGGAAUCUCAAAACCCACGUUUUAAUAAAACAUCCAGCAGCUGCUAAUGCUUGGGACCCUUAACACUUAUUAUAUUACUGAGGAAAUGAAAUAACUAUAGCUAAGUUUUACUGCUAUAUUUUUGUGUUGAAAUUUAUGUAACAAUAAUUAUUAUUACCAAACGUGUAUUCUGGCAGUCCAAUUCGGAAUUUCAGAAAAUAUAUAUUUCGUGUAGACGUGGUAUCUACACCACCUAAGUACCAUAUCCUCUCCAACAUCUACCGGCCCGCCCACCUACCUUUAAAAUAAAAUUCUCUUCGAAUU